GAAAAACAUGAAAAGGAAGACGAGGAGGAAGAGAAGGAGGAGGAGGAGGAGGAGGAGGAGGAGGAGAGACAAAAACAAAAAUUAAAGCAUGAACAAGAACAACAACAAGAAGGAUACAACAACAACAACAACAACAACAACAACAACAACAACAACAACAACACACACAUCCCACAACCCCAGGCCCUUGUCUCGAGUCCUGCCAGUCCUCCUCUCCCCCCCGCAGGACUCUACAUCCUGCAGGACCCCCUAUACAGCACCCUGAGGGACCUUUGGGAGCACCACAUCCCCGUGCAGGAAGUCACAAGCGAGGACCUGAAGGAUUUGAAGGAUCUAUCGAAGGACUCUUUGCAGGACCUCCCUUUAAGACGCCUUGGGGAUGCAGACUCGAUCCUCACCUUCCCUGGGGGUGUAUCCUACAUCCCCUGGUCCCCCAUGGCUCCCUAUGGGGUGAAUCUACCCAUAGGAACUCUUGGUGCCGAAGGAUAUCUGCAGGAUAUCACCUUGAAGGAUCUCUACACGCCUCUAGGAAGCUACAAUCACACGUACACCAUUGACGAGUUACUUCAGGCGUCCUCCGGUGCUGUUAUGAGUUCUACAGCCAAGGAUUUCCCCCUGAAGGACUCCGUAGGAUCCUCCCAGGCAGAGAGCAGCGUGGUGAGUGUGACGCCCUUUCCUUUCGUGGUGAACAGAGACGGUGCAGGGAACUUACUCCUUCAGAAUCCUUACGACCAGCGAUACGUGGUGGUGGGGGUCAGGCCCGCCCCUACAGAUCCCUCGGUCAUCACGCCCACGCAGACCCAGCCCCAGGACUCCCUCUACAGGACCAUAAGGAUACGGCUGCUGGAUGGCGGGGAGACACAGACGCCACAGGAACCACCACAGGAACCACCACAACAACCUGUCUUCGUGCUGCAGACACCACAGCAACCCACACAGUCUGACUACACCACCUUUACACUACAAGCGCCACAGCAAACACCACAACACCCUAUACUGACGCUGCAGACACCACAGCAGCCGGAACAACCAAACUACACCACCAUCAGGCUGCACGCCCCACAGCAAACACCACAGCAAACACCACAGCAAGACGUGACACUGAAUACACAGCUUUUCUACACUCCAGGAAAGCAAAACAACCCACUGCAUCCUUCGGGACCCUCACAGCAUCCUUCAGGACCCUCACAGCAUUCUUUAGGACCCUCACAACAUCCUUCAGGACCCUUACAGCAUUCUUUAGGACCUUCACAGCAUCUAGUUCAUUCACAGCAUCCUUCAGGGCACUCACAGCAUCCUUCAGGACCCUCACAACACAGCCACACGCCUCCCCCUCGCCCUCCUCCCGCCCAUCCUCCUCAUCGCAGCCUCACACCCACCCAGUCCAUGUCCUUCGUCCCGGUGCCCUCCAGCUUCCCCGCCGCGUCGCUAGGAAAUCCCCAGCUCGCCCACAAGAGAUUCGCUACCCACUUGAAUCCUUCGGAGUCCUCGGGCGGCGUCCAGAAAAACGGCGAACUAAAGACUUCCUUCGCUGUCAUCCACGAAGGAUCCCCGCAGUUCACGCAGGAUGUGGCAGUUCCCGAGCAAGGAGGCAUAUCCUACGCAGUCCCAAGUGACUUUACAGGACCCGUCUCAGGCGUCGUGGGAUCCCAAGGCGAGGAGUCGUACAGUGGAGUCAUCGGUGAAGACACGAAGGGCGGGGAAAGAGGCGGUGGUAAGGGGAUAGGAUUUCGCGGAGUCCUUCGAGGCAUCAGGGGACAGGUGAACAAAGGGCUCCACAACAUCCGCGGCCAGGUCAGCAAAGGACUGCAAGGACUCCUUCAGCAGGGAGGCAUCAAGGACCUGCGGGACAAGCUGCAGGAGGGGGAGCUGUCCAGCCUCGUCAGCAGCAGCGUGAAGAAGGUCAGCAACAAACUGAACAGACUGGUGGGGCCUUGGCAGAACCAGAUGGAGACGUCCUUCACCUCCACCAUGGACGACCUGCGGGGGUUCUACGACACGGUGCUGCCCGGGGACUACUUCGAUAAGGUUCUCACGGUGCUGGCCAUCAUCGCCUUCAUCGCCUUCGUGCACGUCAGGGUGUCACUGAUGGUCUCGUCUCUCUCGCAGUCGUCGGUGACCGUCGGGCUGCUGAGGCACGUGCAGGACCUCCUCGGCGCCUGGCGGGAAGACGAAAGGUUCUCAGGAGUGUUUGAGUUCGCCGCCAGCGUGCACGAGGCUGUCGAGGGCUGGACGCAGGCUCAGCUGGACACCUCAGCCUCUGUGCCCUCUAAGUCUCUGUUCGACUCCCUGACAAGCUUCUUCUCACUGCGGGGCGAGGAGGCAGCCGGUGACAAGGACAGUGGCGGCAGUGGCGGCAGUACUGAUAACACCAACUUCUUCGAUAAAAUGUUCUUCAAAAAAGCCUUGUUUCUGGAAGCUGAACACGAGAACAGCGCAUCACCCAACGCCACCACCACCAACACCACAGCCUUCUCGAACCCUUCCUCCUUCCACUACUCCGCACUGCACGCGCCCACAGAAGUAUCCUACGCCUCUGGGAACACGACAGGGGCGCUGGUUCGCGAGGUAGAAGGCCUGGCUCGUCUGGGUGUGUCUCUGGUCAACGCUGCUCUUCAUUUGAGUCCCCACGUCUGGUCCCCGUCCGGCGCCUCGUGUCUGCAGCGCCCUCUGUGUGACCUGAACGAGAGGAGCGACCAGAUGGGAGGACUUGCCGCCUUCAUCUUCCCUAUUGCCAGUACUGCCGUGUCCUGGCUGGUGCGCCCCCCGAAGGACUCUCUGGACCUCCUGGAGACACUACGCCCCCUGUGGCUCUCCGGGACGCAGCACCUGGGGGAAGGAUGCCGACGGAUUCACACCUGCCCCGCCCCUCACACCUGACGCUCCUAUUAGUAAUACCUGUUGUUGCGGUGCACAUUUGAGAUCUUGUUUCGUUAAUGGCAAGAUUGUUAGGAUAGUGCUGACUGGCAGGUAGACGGAUAGACAGACAGAUAGAGAGACAGACACAGGUAACUAGAUAGAUACACUGAUGGAUGGACAGACACACAGGCAGACAGGAAGGCAGACAGACAGAAAGACAGAUAGAGAGACAGACACAGGUAACUAGAUAGAUACACUGAUGGAUGGACAGACACACAGGCAGACAGGAAGGCAGGCAGACAGACAGACAGACAGAUAGAGAGACAGACACAUAGAUAAGUAGAUAGAUACAUUAAUGGAUGGACAGACACAGGCAGGCAGGCAGACAGAUAUGUAGACAGAUGGGUAGACAGACAGACAGAUAGACACACAGAUAAGUAGAUAGAUAAAACUGAUGGAUGGAGACAUACAGGCAAGCAGACAGACAGACAGACAGACAGGCAGACAGACAGACAGACAGACAGACAGACAGACAGACAGACAGACACAAAUAAGUAGAAAGAUAGAUUAAUGAACAAUGUACAACGUAGACAGGAAUAAAGAUAGAAAGAACGAAUGAUGGAUAGGAAUAAGUAGUAUAAAAAAAAGUAAGAAGAAAAGAAGAAAAAAAAAAACAUGCUUGUCUAUAAAGGGAAAAAAAAAAAAUCAGUUUCCUCCAUUUUCCUCACCAUAGUUUGUUGCGUCUUGUUUUCUUGUUUUCCAUCGGUGUAUAAAAUUAAGGAUUAUUAAAAAUGGUU
Messenger RNA from Scylla paramamosain (green mud crab), 3656 nucleotides. RefSeq lists its product as uncharacterized. The coding region runs from base 436 to 2880 and encodes 814 amino acids. The transcript is spliced from 2 exons. The record is from RefSeq and is a predicted model, not a curated record. Lineage: Eukaryota; Metazoa; Arthropoda; Malacostraca; Decapoda; Portunidae.